Stylonychia lemnae is the source of this 765-nucleotide messenger RNA. NCBI's taxonomy places the organism in Eukaryota, Ciliophora, Spirotrichea, Sporadotrichida, Oxytrichidae. The record is from the annotation of a GenBank genome assembly.
AUGCUAAGACAAGAAUUAUUACCUUUCUUUGAUAUUGAAAAUGUUAGAAAAAUGCUAUUGCUUAGCAAGCUUUCCAAUUAGAUUAUAAUUGAUCAUUUUUUGGGAGAUUUUUCAAGAUUAAAAGUCUUAAUUGCUUCUCAUUGGAACAUACCUCUGCAAGAGUUACACAAUUUUCAAACUCUAGAUCAAAUUCACCAAUCAAACAGACUAUUCAAUGUUAAGGAUUCUCCAUUUACUUAUUUAAGAUUCAACCAAGAAAAGAAAAAAUUUGAUUACUUAGCUUAUCCUGGGGGUAAUUGGGAGCACAAAUAAAUAUCCUUUAAUUACAAAUUUAAGAACUUCCCUGGCAGUUAAUUCGGAAAGCCCUCAGUGAAUCUACAUUAUGACUCUGAUAUUUAUGCAUGGGUGAUGGCUUCUAACAUUAAAACUGCUCGCUAUCAUGUUUACCUUCUUCAUGGAAGAAAGGGUAAAUCAAACUGCAGAGAGCUUAACUAUAUCAAUGUGAAUGCUAUCGUAUAGUAGUCUGAUGAUACAGGAAAAAUUGAAGAAUAAAAAUACAAUUUAAUUCACGAGGUUUUCAUUAAAAAUGAAAAUUUUGAUUCAAUGAUGCUUGAAUAAAUUAUCAAGGAAAAAAUUGGUGAAAUAGAUUUGACCUAGUAUAAUACCUCUUCAUGUAAUGUUAAAAUAGAUUUUGAAAAUUUUGGCGUCCCUUCUCAUAAGUUCGCUUGGAUUCUUGAUGGGAUGAUUUUGGAACCAAUUUAAUGA